Molecule: messenger RNA, 276 nt
Organism: Colletotrichum truncatum
Lineage: Eukaryota; Fungi; Ascomycota; Sordariomycetes; Glomerellales; Glomerellaceae
Source: RefSeq, a predicted model, not a curated record
AUGAGAACCGAGAGCCAAGAUAGAGACGGCGCGACCAGGGAGAAGUUCAGCAAGCUGAAUUGGGCCGUGUUUGAAGGUGGUGAAGAUGGACAGGGAGGAAGUGAGGUGGAAAGAUGGAAGGAAGAGAAGCAGACGGGAAACGACGACGAAGGUCGCGCGCUCCAGCCUACCAGCUCCCAGCUCCCCAGCUACCAGGACUACGACAAGGACCAGCACCAGCACCCGCACCGCUGCACGCCUGCACUGCUGUACAUCUCUUCUCUAUCUGCACUUUGA